Messenger RNA from Chelmon rostratus (copperband butterflyfish), 1374 nucleotides. Its product is annotated as mucin-3A-like. The record is from RefSeq and is a predicted model, not a curated record. The transcript is spliced from 3 exons. Lineage: Eukaryota; Metazoa; Chordata; Actinopteri; Chaetodontiformes; Chaetodontidae. The coding region runs from base 1 to 1374 and encodes 457 amino acids.
AUGACAACUGAUCAACUCAGGUUGACCAGUUCAACCACCAGGACAGAAACCAGUCCCACCAGUGACCACACAACAACACAUGGAUCCACCAACAGUCCACCCAGUAUCACCAGUGACCACACAACAACACAUGGAUCCACCAACAGUCCACCCAGUAUCACCAGUGACCACACAACAACACAUGGAUCCACCAACAGUCCGCCCAGUAUCACCAGUGACCACACAACAACACAUGGAUCCACCAACAGUCCACCCAGUAUCACCAGUGACCACACCACAACACGUGGAUCCACCAACAGUCCGCCCAGUAUCACCAGUGACCACACAACAACACAUGGAUCCACCAACAGUCCGCCCAGUAUCACCAGUGACCACACCACAACACGUGGAUCCACCAACAGUCCGCCCAGUAUCACCAGUGACCACUCGACAACACGUGGAUCCACCAACAGUCCGCCCAGUAUCACCAGUGACCACUCGACAACACAUGGAUCCACCAACAGUCCGCCCAGUAUCACCAGUGACCAUUCGACAACACAUGGAUCUACUACCAGUCUGCCCAGUAUCACCAGUGACCACACCACAACACAUGGAUCCACCAACAGUCCGCCCAGUAUCACCAGUGACCACUCGACAACACAUGGAUCUACUACCAGUCUGCCCAUUAUAACCAGUAACCACACAACACAUGGAUCCAACAUAAUCACCGAAACCAGUUACACCACCAGUAAAGAAACCAGUUCCAUCUUUGACAACAUGUCAGCAUCAACUAAUCCCCACAUGAAAACAAGUCCCAGUCCCACCAGUAACACCACAGCAGCCACACAUGGAUCCCUAAACACAACAACCACGAACAGCAACACAACAACACCCAAUGUUACCAUGACAACCACCUCUCCAAACCACACCGAACACGGCACUGCAAACGGUUCCUCUGUAACCAUGACGACACACCCUGUGACGGUUUCCCCUGACAACAGCACCCACAUCAGCUCAACUUCCACCGUGACGCCUAAUGAAACCGUGGCAACAAGAACCACAGCAGCCGGCGGCUCAGCUGUUUCUGUCUCCACAAAUAAAACCAUCACAUCAGAGACGACGACCCCACCAGCCAGCGGCGGUGUUCCUGGGUGGGGAAUAGCUCUGCUGGUCCUGGCAGCUCUGGUUCUGCUGCUACUGAUCCUGCUGCUGAUUGGACUGCUGGUGUGGUGGUGCUGCUACAGGGGGCGCUACAACGGCUUCAGUCCCUACGACCCUCUGACCCCCAGAGAUGACAUCCCUCUGUACACCACGCAUAGUCGCUUCAAAGGGCCCAACGGCAAGCCACACGAAGACCUGGACAACCGGACGGGGGUGUACACGGUCAACCAAUGA